Messenger RNA from Gigantopelta aegis, 6041 nucleotides. RefSeq lists its product as uncharacterized. The record is from RefSeq and is a predicted model, not a curated record. Bases 1 to 4725 code for a protein of 1574 amino acids. The transcript is spliced from 21 exons. NCBI's taxonomy places the organism in Eukaryota, Metazoa, Mollusca, Gastropoda, Neomphalida, Peltospiridae.
AUGAAUGGUACAAUUGUGUACUGGAGUGAUGUGAAGGAAAAUAACAUUUAUCGUGCCAAUCUGGAUGGAUCAGAGAAAGAAAUAUUUCUCAACUGUAGCCAUGGUAUUGGCAUUGUAGAUGGUUUGGCUGUUGACUGGGUUGCUAGGCGACUAUAUUUCACCAACAUGGGACAGUCUGCACCUGGUCUGGAUGGGGCAGUGUACUCUUGGCAUCGAAUUGAGGUCAUCAGUCUUGACGGACGUGUAAGAAAAACCGUCAUCACAGAUGUAGAGCGACCUCGUGGCCUUGACCUUGAUAUCAGGAAUGGGUUUCUGUUUUAUGGAGACUGGGGCAAGCAUCCGAAGAUUGUCCAGACUCUGCUGGAUGGUUCGGACGAGACGGUCAUACUAAACUCGGGACUCAGCAAUCCGAAUGGCCUGACUUUCUACAAUGGUCGACUGUACGUAGCCGACUCCAACUUCAACAACCUGACAUCUUCUCCACACCUCAUGGUCUAUGAUGUGGCUAAGUCAAGCUGGGAACAGCUCAAGCUCAGUGCUAAUGUGUCGUUGCCCAUGGGCCUUGCAGUGAGAGGAGAUACACUGUACUACACAGACUGGGUCUCCAUAUCAGGGCCCAAACAGGGAUACCUCAAGUCCUAUGAUCUUCGAUUUGGUGUGGAUAACAGUGUAAUCUUAAGUGGUCAGAGACCUACUGGGCUAUAUUAUACACCCCUGGCCAGGAGACAAGAGUCCUCCGAUGUGUCCUGUAACUCGGCAAUCUGUAGCAGUGAGUGUGUACGAAUUCCAUCGUCACCAGCCAGCCCAUUCACCUGUCAGUGUCCGGACCAGUCAGCCAGGAUUCUGUCCAGCAACAAGGCGUCAUGCGAACGUCCAGAAAACUUCCUACUAUUUGCCGACUUGAACACACUGAAGCUGUUGAGUCUGGACCCCGAGUCUGAGGAAGGGACACACACACUGCUGUACAGUGACAUCAAGAGUAACUUUGUUGCCACAACGUACGACGAACAGACAGAUACAAUCUACUGGACAGAUCUCGCAAAGAAAGCAAUUCUGUCGUCCCCGUUUAACGACAUUGAGCCAGCGGUGGUGAUAGAGACCGAUCACUUCAUCGAUGGUCUGACGGUGGACACUGACCGACAGCGGCUCUUCUGGACCGGCUACAUCCACAACGGCACUGGGAUCAUCGCCAGGAUGAACCUACAGCGAGGACGGUCAUCAUAUAAAGAAAUCCUCACAGAUCUCCGGAAACCAAGGGCCAUCUUGCUGUGGUCAAAGAAGAAGUGGCUAUUCUGGACUGAGUAUGGCAGCAAGGAUUCGCCGCCCAGUGUUCGAAGAUGUCGAUCUAACGGAAAACACCAGAAGGUGAUCAUGUCAUCCCGACUGUUCUGGCCAAAUGCACUGACCAGUCAGGACGAAGUUCUCUAUGUGGGGGAUGGCUCCGGCAAAGUGUUUUCUAUGAAAUAUGAUGGCUCUAAUCAGAAAGAACUGACAUUCCUUGCCGACUCCGUCUUUCAUAUCUACGGUAUGGUCGUCUUCCACAACGUACUCUUCUACUCGGACUGGUACACUCACAGCAUCUACAUGGUCGACAUGAUAACUGGAGAACAGGAAACAAUGGCCUCUCACCUGUCCCGACCAACAAGUGUUGUUAUCUACCACCCGGCAGAUCUCUCAGUUCACAACCAGUGCAAAGAAGGAAGGCAGAAGUGUAAUGACACGUGUGUUGCUGUUCCUCGGUCCUACCACUGUACAUGUCCUGUGGGGUCGAAGCUCGCGUCCGACGGAACCAGCUGUAUUCAAAUGUUGAGUCCGUGGGAGCGAACCGAGGACAUGCGUUGUUCUCACAGCUGCGGAAAACAUGCUGUCUGUGCUCAACUCAUCCCCACACUCAAAUAUCAAUGUGUCUGCAAGGCAGGUUACCAUGGUGAUGGAAACGAAUGCAGAGGGUGUCCCCAAGAUUCCUUUAAGCCAUUGCUAGGCAAUGACUCAUGUCAGCCGUGUUCGCGAGACAUGACUACCAAAGGUGUAACCAUGGCAACUGAAUGUGUGUGUGAAGACUCAAAUUUGUAUCCUGUAAAUGGAAUAUGCACAGAAACGACCCCAAAAACAGAAGCAUCAACCGUUGUUGUCAAAAUCACCACACCAGCGCCAAAAUCAAAUAAUGUUUUCAACCAUUCGGGGAACACCGUUCUCUUGGGGUCAGAAGUCACUGUAGGUGAUGAUGUCAUUACAACUUCCAGUGAUUAUCCCGAGGAGGAAACUGUCACCAUGACAACUGAAGUAACCAGCAGUGUUCCAUUUCUGAUACCUGUUGAAGGAAAUGGUGAUCAGAAAAAAGCAAUUGGAAAACCUUAUUUUGAUGGCUGUCCCCAUGGCGAUGUCAUGGUGAUGUCAUUGUCACCUCAGACGAAGGAAGUAAAGCUUCCAGUGUCGGCAUGGGUGGCUCGGGAUUCCUAUGGUAACCGCCUGCCCAUCACGUCCAACUACCCGAUCAUUGAGGACCAGGUGACCUUGGAGUGGGUGGCCAAUGGCCAGGACGGCCAACAGACAGUCGUGUUUCAGGCGGAGGACAACUGGAAGCAGAAGACGACCUGUCAGUUCCAGGUCCUCAUUGACGAUCUGGUUCCGCCAAAGUUCACCUACUGUCCCAGCGAUCUGGUCAUCAAAACGCAGCGUCACACAGAGCGGGUUCUCUUCCUGAACCCUGUUGCCGUGGACAACGUGGGCAUCGCCUCACUGUCGGGCACACACAAAUCCGACUCUGAGUUCCAACAAGGGUCGACUCUGGUCAGGUAUACGGCCAUCGACCGCGCAGGAAACAUGGCCACGUGUAACUUCACUGUCACAGUCAUACAAGAAAAACAAUGCAAUUUGCCAACGAUUAAAAAUGGUGCAUUUGUCUGUGGCCAUGACCCAGCACCGGUAGAAAACUGCUACAUUGUGUGUGAGAACGAUUUUGUCGUGAACCCGGUUGGUGUGUUCGGCCGAUCUUUCAACUGUCUCAUUGUUGAGGAUGUUGUACGUCUCACUACUCUGAUGACUUCACAAGAGCCGUGCUUACGUAAAAGAAAACCGACGACGGUUCACCAAGAGUUCAGUGUGAGUUUCAACGGGCCGUGUAACCCGCACGACACGACCCUGAUCUCCGAGCUGUCGACCGCCGUGCUCGAGUACCUGGAUGCAAGGAACCUCUGUACGUGGGCCGAGUGUCGCUUCAGCAACAUGACCAUUCACUGCGGACCCGACCACACCAACAAGAGACGAUAUGUGGAGGACAAGUUCCGAGUCAAGUGGAACAUAACCAUUGACAACAGUACUGGUUUCAGCCGGAGUCAGGUGGAGGCGAUUCUCUUCAAUAUCAAGAUAGAGCUGAUGAAACUGGCCGCAGCCCUGUCGAUAGUAGUCGACAAGCAACACUACACAACGGUUCCCGGCACAGUGAUGACGUCACCGCUAGCAUGGGUCUGUCACCAUGGAGAGAUGGUCUAUGAUGACGGGUGUGUUGCGUGUCCCGCUGGCAGCUAUCUGAAUUCGACAAUCCAGCGGUGUGUGCUGUGUUCCCGUGGUUACUACCAGGAGCAGAAGAUGCACACUGAAUGUCACAUGUGUUCGGAGGGCUUCACCAGGGAGGAGGGAUCCAUCACCGUCAAACAAUGUGUGACGUUUCCAUCAAUAGACGAGAUGAGUAAAUUUCUCAUUAUAACUGCCUGUACAUUCGGCUUCGUCUUCCUGUGUAUGGUCAUCUUCAUGUACACUCAAUACCGACGUCAGCAGAAGCAGGCACAGAAAAGUCUCAUGUUGACCAACUCAUCACGUUACAUGACACCCAACGUUUACGUCGCACCCCCACCGAUGAUGCCAAAGUCCAAAAACAUGUUUGACGAGCCUAGAGACUAUAUCGGGUCACACGACUAUGAAGAUAUAGACGGAACGAUAAAUAAAGCCAAUUUUGAUGGAUUUUAUCGAAUACCACGAGUUCACAGAGAUUCGCUUAAUUCCUUUAAGACGGCUAGUGAUAUCAUUUACCGUAUCCCUCCAUCACCUUCGCCAAGAGAAUCAACGUGUACGAACUCUUUCAAGACAUCAGAUGACACCUUGAUACCAAAUUCUCCAAUAGAAUCGGCCAAAUCCUUCAAACUGUCGAAUGAGGGGUUCUACAAUUACAAGCCUCCAAUGUCACCGAGGGCAUCAACGGCAAACAAUUCGUUCCGAUCAUCGCCAGACUCGUCUUACAAAAGUCCACAGAGUUCACGGGACGUCUACAUGAGCAACGUGCAUCGUUUCCGCUCACCCCCCGAAUCGCCAUAUCGGAGUCCACGCAUGCAAAGAGCGUUCCCGAAUACCUUUCAAACACCAGACGAGACGUGCGGUUCUCCAACAUUUCGAAGCGUGCCUGAGGAAAGCCAGAGUCCACGGUUUCAUCAGCGAGAUAUGCCGCCAUCAUUUAAAAUGCUCCAAGACUCGCACUACCGCAGCCCCGUGUUGCCGCGAGAUGCGCAGAAUUCCUUCAAGCCUCUCGGUGACUCUCUGUACAAGCGCCCACCCUCCCCGAUCUCCCCAUCAUCGUCAGGGCGAGUGUCGAACGAAUCCCUGCACCGAGCACCAUCAACUCCGCGGGCCUCGCCUAAUGCUUCACGUGCUCGACUCGAACUGAUGUUCCGAACACCACCGUCGUCUCGGUCAAAGAAAAUCACAGAAAACAACUGUUAUGAAUACGAAUAGACCAUCAGCAGCAGGAUUCUCAAGAAAAAAAAAAAAAGGUUUCUUCCAGCUUUGUAAUCGGUAAAUUUGUAAAUUUGUGGAAUAACAAAGAUCCAGUAAAAAUAACUACAGCACUGUGGUGUUACAGAUUAAUACAUUGAAGUAUUCAACAGAAUGAUUUUACUAACGGAAACAACUCUGCAUAGACAAAAAUCUAUGAAAAAGAUAAAUUGAAGCCAGGAAAAGAAAGAAGAAGAAAAGGCCUAUUGAAUUUUGAGUUUUCUCUGGCAAUGUGUUUACAAACAGACUUGAAUUUUGAGUCUUGUUUUUCGGUAUUGUAUGAAAUGUGUAUCUUAGAUAACAUUAUAUGGCAUUAAAUAUCAAAUUUAAAGGGACAGAAUCGACAUUACAUCUCUUUUAUAACUGGGGUUUUAUUCUACAAACACCUAAUGACUCGGUAAUUAUUGGAAAAUACCUGGCUUGCAUAUUAUACAAAUAGUUCAUAAUGUGUUUUUGUUUAAAAUAAUAACAUCUAUUUGUGCAAAACUGUACUGUGCACAUUUGAUUCUGUCUCUUUAAAAAAUAUAUAUAGCACAUCUUAGAUUUGUAAACUGUGUGCUGUACUGAAUUAGAAAGAUAGAUUUUUGUGGUUAUAAUAUUGAAAAUCAAACCCAAAAUGACUGUAUUAAGUCAUUUAAAAGCGCAAGAUAUUUUCUGUUCUUACGGUUUUUCUUUUAAGUUUUCUAUUGUGUUUAUAAAAGUUUGAAUGGAAAUAGCACAAAGUUUUAGAGAACAGUGUACAUAUCCCAACUUUUGUUCUUGUUAUUAAUUUUGUCAAAUUAGUUCUGCUUGGUUACCAUUAUUUCACCAUUCAUUAAUGAAUCAUUGUUGGGAUGUCCAUAAAGAACAUGUCUUGUUUUACAAUUAUAUUUAUUUAAGAAUAUUUUGUGCCAAAUGCCACCACCAAUUUGAAUGUUCUAAACCACAGUAAGGCCAAAGAAAAUAAAUUUUUGGGCUCUGGUCAGCAUGCAUGUUGAUUUUUACCCUUGUGUGACAACAUUUUAUUUGUUUAAUUUCCCAUACUAUGGUGUAGUUUUUUGCUGGGCUUUUCUUGCUAUGACGUAAAACCGCAUUUGGAGGCAAAAUGCUAUCGUGCAUGAACUAGAACAUGCAUUCUGAUUUCAAAUUAAAUAUGCCCCUUAUUUAGGUGUCAAAUAUACCCACCAUUUCUGUGCAAUCCAUGCUUUAAAAAAAUGUUUACAAAAAAAAAAAAAACCCUCAUCACUGCAUCAGUUCUGGAACUUUGGUCUGACCAGAGACCAAUUUUUUUUUUUCUG